AUGGACUUACUUCGUCCGUUUGAAGAGCCCGAUCUGCGGAUAAUUAUGCCACAUGCUAGUUCAGAGACUGACGAGGAGCUCAGUGCGACGGAGCGACGACGCUACAAGGCCUAUACCGUCAUGCAGAAAGCUGGCUUCCAACACACCGAAUAUGUGAAAAUUAUGGUAAAUUUGUGCCGAGCAGAACUGGCAAUUUCGCUUGCGUUUCUCGCUCAUGGUUUCGCUUGUCCAGGAUAUUCAGAUGUGGCUGAGUACCAGAGCACCUGUCAUAUGAAUACGGUAGCAGCUCUAGUUGGCUUACUUACGGGAGCCCUCGGUCUCGGAGCUGUGCACAGGUAUCGUUGGCGCACGAUGCUGAUGAUGUGGCUGGUGUUCUGCAUAAUCUCGGCAGUCGGUAAUCUUCUAGCCGUCAUUACUACCGGAAUUUGGUUAGACCACCUUUCCAAAAUGAAGGACCGCACCGGACUCGUCAAUGGCCUAUCCGGUUUUAUGCUGUUAUCCUCGGUGGCUGUAGGAGUUUGCUUCAUACUUACAGCAGUGAUGAUAUGUCACUAUUGGAACUCAAACUCCCCUAAAUAUCAGCCAGUUGGCAAGAUGGCGAAGCGAACUCGAUUGCGACGUCGACUGUCACGUAUGAAGAGUGGCGAUGCUCGUAUGAGUUCGAAAGGUUACCAUAUUGUCUGA
Molecule: messenger RNA, 684 nt
Organism: Haemonchus placei
Lineage: Eukaryota; Metazoa; Nematoda; Chromadorea; Rhabditida; Trichostrongylidae
Source: the annotation of a GenBank genome assembly